AUGUCUUCGAUUUCGAAGAGUCUGCCGCACUCCACCAGUUUGCAAUCGCAUAAAUCGGAGGCCGAGGCAAGACGCAGUGUCGUUUGGGUUGGCAAUGUUCAUUGUGCUUCGUGCAUUGCCUAUGUUAAUGAAGUCCUCUCUGAAAUCCCAUCGGUCAAAGAUAUCGAUGUCUCCAUCCUAACCCAUGAAGUGCGUCUUACUCAUGGCGUCUCUGUCCAGCCAGCAGAUCUGGCUACAGCUUUGAUCCAUGCCGCCUUUGAAGUGUAUCAUGUAUCAACCUAUGAUGAUCGAAAUAAUGUACUUUCUGAACUUGAUACGACAACUUGGAACUCUCGCGGGUCGAUGCUGUUCGCUACACCUCGAACAUCGUAUUCCAGUAUCUCAUCGAACCUCAAGGAGAAACUGCACACGAACCGAGAUACCAGCCAUAUUGCAAAUUGUAAUGCAUGCAAAAAAGAAGAAGCCGAUAUAAUAUCCUGUCAAUCUAAUACGGACGACGAUGGAGCCUCACAAGAGAAAGCCAUACUGCGAAGUGCCUGGGAAACCGACCUUGAAGCAGGCGAAGGUUGGAAUGAGAAGGAGUUGGGUUCGUCACAGUAUCAUCCACCCUCACCCGCUGUAACACAUGCCCCUUCAACACAUCACUCGCCGCGAAUUCCUUCUCCAAUCCCAGAAACUCCUCAAUUACCUUCAUCCGAAUCACAGGAUGAAUUCAUUGCGCGGAUUAGCAUUGGAGGCAUGAGCUGCGCAUCAUGCGUAAAUAGCAUCACUGCUUCGAUCGAAGAACUUGAAUGUGUAAAAGAAGUCACCGUCAAUCUCCUUACUAAUAGCGGAACUGUGAAUUAUAUUGGGCCUCGCGACAACCUCCAGAUUAUCAUUGACCAGAUAGAAGAUAUCGGGUUCGAAGCAUUUUUGGACGAGGUGAAUCCAGUAGUUGCUUCGUCAAGUCUCACUCAGCCUGUGUCAGACUUUGUCACUGAGGUUUCGAUAACUGGUAUGACCUGCGGAUCCUGUGUUGGAACAGUGACUCGAGGUCUAGAAGAACUCUCCUUUGUUCAAAAUGUUGCUGUGAAUCUGCUAUCUCACAGUGGAAGAAUUGAAUUCCAAGGCCGAGACAAUCUGGACGAGAUCGUGGAGAAAAUUGAGGAUCUCGGGUAUGAUGCUGCCGUCGACAGUGUUCAUCCACUGGCUGAUAAUGGGGACAACAAAGCCGCUGUCCACGCUAGGAAGAUUUCUAUUCGUGUCGAUGGAAUGUUUUGUCAUCAUUGUCCCCAAAAGGUCCUUGCCUCUUUGCAAGCCCUUUCAGAUGUCACAGUUGAUGAGGCUCCCUCAGAAAAAAACCCCAUCCUUAAAGUCACAUAUUUACCAAAGCCACCACUUUUGACUAUACGAAAAAUUCUUGCAACUAUUGACGAAGCCAAUGGAGCUUUCAGCGCAAGCAUUUACCACCCACCCAGCAUUGAGGAUCGUUCUCGUGCUAUGCAACUGCAUGAACGAACUAAAUUAUUACUCCGCUUUCUUUUCGUUUUUACUGUCGCUAUACCCACAUUCAUUGUCGGCAUCGUGUUCAUGUCUCUUGUGUCCUCAAGUAACCCAACCCGCCGAUACCUAGAACAGAAAAUGUGGUCUGGAAGCGUGACGCGCAUAGAGUGGGCGCUAUUUAUAAUGGCUACCCCCGUCAUGGUAUACGGAACCGAUGUAUUCCAUACCCGGGCCAUAAAAGAGAUCCAUGCUCUUUGGCGUCCUGGAAGCCGAGUUCCAAUUUUGCGCAGAUUCUACCGUUUUGGAAGUAUGAAUCUGCUGAUCUCAGCAGGAACUUCGGUGGCCUACUUUUCAUCGUUGGCCGUUCUCAUUGUCGAUGCUGUAGUUGGAACAAAACAAAGCGCUGCCAGUACGACCUAUUUCGACUCUGUGGUCUUCUUGACCCUUUUUAUUCUUGCUGGCCGAUUUUUGGAGGCAUACAGCAAGGCCAAAACAGGGGAUGCUGUCGCAUCUCUAGGAAACCUUCGUCCAUCCGAGGCUUUGCUCAUUCAGUCUAGCGAUCUGGGCCCUUCUGAAGAGGCAGAUUCUGAUCAGAUGAUUCGUGUCGGUGUGGAUCUUUUAGAAGUCAGCGAUGUCGUCCGCAUUCCCCAUGGCGCAUCCCCACCCGCUGAUGGUAUUGUGGUUGGAGAAGGCUCAUUUCAAUUCGACGAAAGUUCCUUGACUGGAGAGUCUCGUCCCGUCAAGAAGACCACUGGAGAUCAAGUGUUUACUGGAUCUGUUAACGUGGGCCAACCCGUGCAAAUUGAGGUCACUGAACUCGGUGGUUCAUCCAUGCUUGAUCAAAUCAUAACAGUGGUCCGCGAAGGCCAAAGCAAGCGCGCCCCACUUGAAAGAGUUGCCGAUUUGCUCACAUCGCAUUUUGUUCCUAUCAUUACCCUGAUCGCCAUUCUCACAUUUGUCAUCUGGUUGGCUUUAGGCCAUUCUGGUGCAUUACCCGCCGAUUAUCUGGACGUUUCACAAGGCGGGUGGACUUUCUGGAGUUUGGAAUUUGCCAUCGCUGUCUUUGUGGUCGCUUGUCCCUGUGGAUUGGCCUUGGCUGCCCCUACUGCUUUGUUUGUCGGAGGUGGUCUUGCGGCCAAACAUGGAAUCCUGGUUAAGGGUGGCGGUGAAGCGUUUCAAGAAGCGAGUCGCCUUGAUGCCAUCAUCUUUGACAAAACUGGAACUCUCACUGAAGGUGGAAGUCUGAAGGUUUCGGACCACGAAGUUUUGACCAAGGAUGAUGAUUUUCUUAAGGUUGCUUGGGUUCUCGCCCGCAAACUAGAAGAAAGUAGCAACCAUCCCAUCGCACAGGCGAUCUCCGCUUUCUGCGAAUCCCAAAUUGGGAUCAACGUCAAAUCUUCCGAGAUUCAAGAAAUCGGCGGCCAAGGAAUGAAGGGUACUUUCACUAUAUCAGAUGGCUACACCGAGAAACAAUACGAAGCUGCCAUCGGAAAUGAGCGCCUGCUCGAUAGCAUUCUGCCUUCUGGCUCAAACUCUUACUUCGUUUUCAACCUACUCUCGCAAUUCCAAACAAGCGGGAAGUCCACCGCCAUCCUCUCCCUCCGUCGCAUCGACCAACACUCCUCCACAGAAACGUUCUUUGUUCCCGCGAUCGUCUUCGCAACUUCAGAUACCCUUCGACCCGAAGCCAUAGCCGUGAUCUCCGAGCUGCACAAGCGUCAUGUCGAAGUCUUCAUGUGCACAGGUGAUAACCAAACAACCGCACACGCCGUCGCAGACAUGCUCGGUAUCUCUCGAUCCAACGUCAUGGCCAACGUGCUCCCAGCAGAGAAAGCCAGCUUUGUCCGCCGCGUCCAAGAUGGCACCGCUAAAGGGCCCCAUGAACAAAGCCCGACCCGCCCGAUAGUCGCAUUCGUCGGUGAUGGAGUAAAUGAUUCCCCUGCACUCGCCGCUGCCGAUGUCAGUAUCGCAAUGGCCUCGGGCUCUGACGUGGCUAUCAACUCUGCCAGUUUCAUUCUUCUCAAUUCAGACCUCAGCACAAUCCUCCAGUUGGUACUUCUCAGUAGACGCGUGUUUACUCGUGUGCGAAUGAACUUUGGCUGGGCACUGGUUUACAAUCUCUGUCUUGUUCCUGUUGCUGCUGGUGUCUUUUACCCCAUUGUCAGUGGGCAUCAUGAGAAGGUUAUUGGUGGUGAGUCGGUCACUAUGAAUAGUCAUUGGAGACUUAGUCCGGUCUGGGCUGCUUUGGCGAUGGCUUUGAGUAGUAUCUCGGUUGUCGGAAGUAGUUUGGCCCUGAGGAUUGAUCUGGGGAGUGUCAAGAAGGUGUUCCGAUGGAAGAAAUGA
Molecule: messenger RNA, 3825 nt
Organism: Penicillium angulare
Lineage: Eukaryota; Fungi; Ascomycota; Eurotiomycetes; Eurotiales; Aspergillaceae
Product: putative copper resistance-associated P-type ATPase
Exons: 1
Coding region: 1-3825 (1274 amino acids)
Biological process (GO): copper ion homeostasis; monoatomic cation transport
Cellular component (GO): membrane
Molecular function (GO): copper ion binding; P-type divalent copper transporter activity; ATP binding
Source: RefSeq, a predicted model, not a curated record